AUGGCUUUGUACACUUUUACCUUCCUGAGCGUCCUGGGCAUCUUUGCUGCUUUGCAGGUUCCCAACUCGUCUUCGGAAGAGGAACAACCUGCUAAACAAUUGUCUGUAAGCCGAUCUGAGCAGAAUGAGAUUGUGAACAAGCACAACGCCUUAAGAAGAGCUGUUCGGCCUAGUGCCAGCAACAUGAUGGAAAUGAGCUGGAGCAGCGAGGCUGCAGCCAACGCUCAGAGAUGGGCCAACAAAUGCACCAUGAGUCACAGCCCUGACAGCUCCAGAAAUAUCAGAUCUAGCGGCUGUGGGGAGAACCUGUACAUGUCCAGCAAUCGGAAAUCCUGGAGCACUGCUAUCCAGAAGUGGUACAACGAGGUGAAGGACUGGCGCUAUGGAGUGGGAUCUACCAAUGGAGGAGUGGUCGGACACUACACACAGGUUGUCUGGUACAACUCCAAUAAGGUUGGCUGUGGUAUGGCCCACUGUCCCAACUCUAAAUACAAGUACUACUACGUCUGCCAAUACUGCCCACCUGGAAACUAUCAGUACGCCCGCCCCUACAAAGCAGGACGCACCUGCGGUGACUGUCGCAACUCCUGUGACAGCGGACUGUGCCGUAAUCGUGAUGGCGACGAGUUCAACCAGUGGCCAAAGACAGAGCUCUCCCAGCACACCCAGCUAAAUAAAACAGACCUGGUUCGCGUCAGCCAUCAGCAGACCGGUGUUGUUCUUUCUCUAAGCCACUGCCUGUGUGAUAGCUAG
Plectropomus leopardus (leopard coralgrouper) is the source of this 753-nucleotide messenger RNA. The record is from RefSeq and is a predicted model, not a curated record. NCBI's taxonomy places the organism in Eukaryota, Metazoa, Chordata, Actinopteri, Perciformes, Serranidae.